Messenger RNA from Drosophila grimshawi, 228 nucleotides. Its product is annotated as B3 domain-containing protein Os02g0683500. The transcript has a single exon. The record is from RefSeq and is a predicted model, not a curated record. The coding region runs from base 1 to 228 and encodes 75 amino acids. NCBI's taxonomy places the organism in Eukaryota, Metazoa, Arthropoda, Insecta, Diptera, Drosophilidae.
AUGGAUCAGCAGGCAGCUGCCGAGGCUGCUCCGGCUCCGUCCGGCUCCAGUUCGAGUUCAACGGCGGAACAGAUGCAGUCGCUGCCACGGCACAGUGCACCCAAGCGUUCGCUGACGCUGCCACGAAUAUUGGUGCCGCAAUCGGUGCUGGGUGCUGGCGGGGCGGGCAGUUCCAGUGGCGGCGGCGGCGGCGGCGGCGGCGUUGCCACUGGGCGUGGUGGCUUCUAG